Messenger RNA from Colletotrichum gloeosporioides, 384 nucleotides. RefSeq names its product Alkaline ceramidase YPC1. Gene Ontology annotation, cellular component: endoplasmic reticulum membrane. Gene Ontology annotation, biological process: ceramide biosynthetic process; ceramide catabolic process. Lineage: Eukaryota; Fungi; Ascomycota; Sordariomycetes; Glomerellales; Glomerellaceae. The transcript has 3 exons. The record is from RefSeq and is a predicted model, not a curated record. The coding region runs from base 1 to 384 and encodes 127 amino acids.
AUGGCGGCGGCACCGCUGUUCCAGGCUUUGCGCCUGGCCUACAAUGACGGCACUACAGAUGGCUUUUGGGGCGAGAAGACGUCCACUUUGAACUUUUGCGAAGAGGACUAUGUCGUGUCGUACUACUGCGCCGAAGUUUGCAAUACGUUUACGAACCUUCUCUUCAUGUGGCUGGGCUUGAAGGGAAUCCACAACUGUAUAUCACAAGACCACCCACGCAUAUUUCUUAUAGCUUACAUGGGCUAUAUCACCGUCGGACUUGGUUCAACUGCCUUCCACACCUCACUCAAGUGUACGGCGUCUUCCACCCUGCUCCUCAUUCUCUACUCAGCCCCCUCUUGUUACUGCUCGCCCCGUGCUCACACAUCGCCAACCCUGCACUGA